Molecule: messenger RNA, 774 nt
Organism: Microthlaspi erraticum
Lineage: Eukaryota; Viridiplantae; Streptophyta; Magnoliopsida; Brassicales; Brassicaceae
Source: the annotation of a GenBank genome assembly
AUGUCUGCAAACAGACUGGAGGGUAAAAUCGCAAUUAUAACAGGAGGAGCAAGCGGGAUUGGGGCUGAGUCCGUCAGGUUAUUUACGGAACACGGCGCUCGAGUCGUUAUCGUUGACGUGCAAGACGAGCUCGGUCAAAACCUCGCCGUUUCGAUCGGAGAAGACAAGGCGACUUACUAUCACUGCGAUGUGAGAAACGAGACGGAAGUAGAGAACACUGUUAGAUUUACCGUCGAAAAACAUGGAAAGCUUGACGUUCUGUUUAGUAACGCCGGCGUUAUAGAGCCGUAUGUGAGCAUCCUCGACUUAAACCUCGACGAGUUAGACCGAACGGUCGCCGUUAACCUCCGCGGCGCAGCCGCUUUCAUCAAACACGCUGCACGUGCCAUGGUUGAGAAAGGCACGCGUGGCUCCAUCGUUUGCACAACCAGCGUUGCCGCUGAGAUCGCUGGGACCGCACCACACGGGUACACGGCGUCAAAGCAUGGGCUAGUGGGAUUGAUCAAAUCAGCUUCGGGUGGAUUAGGGAAAUACGGGAUAAGAGUGAACGGCGUUGCUCCGUUUGGGGUGGCGACACCGUUAGUUUGUAAUGGUUUCAAGAUGGAGCCAAACGUGGUGGAGGAGAACACGUCAGCGUCGGCGAAUCUAAAGGGUAUUGUGCUGAAAGCUCGCCAUGUGGCAGAAGCAGCUCUGUUUUUAGCAUCGGAUGAGUCGGCUUACGUUAGCGGACAGAACCUGGCCGUUGACGGCGGUUACACGGUGGUUAAGCCUUAG